Mercurialis annua (annual mercury) is the source of this 1854-nucleotide messenger RNA. RefSeq names its product cytochrome P450 CYP749A22-like. Gene Ontology annotation, molecular function: monooxygenase activity; heme binding; oxidoreductase activity, acting on paired donors, with incorporation or reduction of molecular oxygen. The transcript is spliced from 5 exons. The coding region runs from base 170 to 1720 and encodes 516 amino acids. Lineage: Eukaryota; Viridiplantae; Streptophyta; Magnoliopsida; Malpighiales; Euphorbiaceae. The record is from RefSeq and is a predicted model, not a curated record.
UCUCUCACAAUAGCUUAUUUUGGUUAGACAACAAGGUAAAGCAAUUUAAAAGUGCAAGUGGAUGAUAAAUGACAUGUGCCACUACAGCUAAGACUCUACAGUCUCAUUUUAGUAACAACAUCCUCAUCAGAAUUCCUCUAUAAUUUACUAUAUCAUUCAGUUGAAAAUUAUGCAGGCGAUGAUGGGAUAUCUCUUAGAUUACCUUUCUUGUUGUCUCUGCUUAUAUUUCCUCAUAAAUCUCAUCAAAUUUCUCAACAAAGUAUUAUGGACUCCGAUUCGCAUCCAAUCUUCCAUGAGAGCACAAGGGAUAAGAGGGCCUUCUUACAGAUUCCUGCAUGGAAAUACCAGAGAAAUUACAGACAUGAGAAACAGAAUCAUGAAUGGUCCAAUGGAUUUAGGGCAUGAAAUGCUUUCAAGAAUUCAGCCUCACAUUUAUUCUUGGAUCAAGCUAUAUGGGGCCAAUUUUCUAAACUGGUAUGGUCCUAAAGCUCAACUUGUCAUCACUGAGCCAGAGCUAGUUCUAGAAGUACUGAACAAUAAAGAGGGAGCAUAUGAAAAGAAACUAAUGCAGAGUUACACAGACAAGUUUUUAGGGAAUGGACUUAUAUUAUCUCGAGGUGAAAAAUGGUUGAAGAUGCGUAAACUGGCCAAUCAGGCUUUUCAUGGAGAGAGCUUGAAAGGUAUGAUACCGGCGAUGCUUGCAAGUGCAGAGACUAUGCUGGAGAGAUGGAGAAGGGAUGAAGUAAAGGAGAUUGAGAUGCACCAAGAAUUCAGAGUUCUAACUUCGGAGAUAAUUUCCCGGACAGCUUUCGGAAGCAGUUACCUGGAGGGAAAGAACAUAUUUGAUAUGCUUGCAAGAAUGGGUAGCAUAGUCUCUAGAAACAAUUAUAAAGUUGGAAUUCCUGGGAUUAAGAAGUUGCUGAAAACUCGGGAUGAUUCUGAAUCAGAGGAACUUGAGAAAGGCAUACGGGAAUCUAUCUUAAAGAUGAUCAGGAAAAGAGAAGAGGAGCUGUUAACGGGUAACGAAGAUGCUUAUGGGUUUGAUUUUUUCGGAGUACUUCUAAAGGCUUAUCAUGAUAAUGACAGAACAAACAAAAUAUCAGUAGAUGACAUUAUUGACGAGUGUAAGAGCUUUUAUGUUGCUGGAAAACAAACAACAUCAAGCUCACUCACCUGGACUGUUCUCUUUCUAGCAAUCCAUCCGACCUGGCAGGAAAGAGCUAGAGAAGAGGUCCUUCAAUUAUUUGGUAGAGGGAAUCCUAGUCCAGAUGGUAUCCGAAGAUUGAAAACUAUGAGCAUGAUUAUUAACGAAUCCUUACGGCUAUAUCCUGCUGGUUUCAAUAUCGUAAGGGAAGUCCAAAAGGAAGUCAGACUGGGGAAGCUCAUUGUGCCAGAAAAGAUGUACAUCUGUCUUCCCAUUCUUGCAAUUCACAACAACCCAUGUCUAUGGGGAGAAGAUGUUCACUUAUUUAAACCCGAAAGAUUUGCAGAUGGUGUUGCUAAAGCAACCGAAAAUAGCGUUGGGGCAUUUUUUCCAUUUGGUGGAGGGCCUCGAAUUUGUGUUGGCUCAAAUUUUGCAACUAUAGAAAUGAAGAUUAUACUCUCCAUGAUUCUGCAGCACUACAGGUUUACUCUGUCACCUAAGUAUGUUCAUUCACCGGUGGACGCUCUCACCAUAUGCCCACAAUAUGGACUUCAAAUCAUGCUUCAACCAUUGUAAAAUGAGAUUUUGAAGAUCAAGAUUGCCUUUGAAAGGACUUGAUGCAAUACUAAUUAAUGUAAAAAGUUUGGUACAGUGAAGUUAAAAUAUAAGAGCUCAAUAAAUAAGGCCUAAAAUUGUGUCUUCUGUAGAUA